Gongylonema pulchrum is the source of this 228-nucleotide messenger RNA. The record is from the annotation of a GenBank genome assembly. NCBI's taxonomy places the organism in Eukaryota, Metazoa, Nematoda, Chromadorea, Rhabditida, Gongylonematidae.
AUGGCACCUGGACUACCGAAUUUGGAAAUAAUUCCAUUUCGCAUCGCCGCUUACGAUAAAACAAAAGGCAAAAUGGCGUUUUUCGACCCCUCACGAAAAGAUGAUUUCAUUUUCAUCAGUGGAACUAAAAUGCGGACAUUUGCUCGUGAAGGUACACAGCCACCAGAAGGAUUUAUGGCACCAAAAGCUUGGAAGGUAACUGUCAGAUGGAUGCUUUCUUUUAAUUAA